UUGUUUAUUGACAACUCACUUUAUCCGCCAUUUUUUAGUGUGUUGGUUUUUGAAUCGUGAAUCAACAUAUAACUGAACAAGCUAUCAUGAAUUUUAAUGUGGGGGGAUUUAGUGAAAGUCUAAAAUGUUCCUAUCAACAAUUCUGUAAACAGGAAACAGAAGGCAGAGAAUCCAGUCGCCGAUUGUUGGUGAAACUUAAAAAAUUCGAAGCGAAAUCUUUCGAUUUGGUAGCACAAACACAAAGUGCCCAACAGAUGCGAAAUCAAUUUGAAAAGAUGUUUAUGCAACAUAAUCCUUUAUUUUGGGCGCAACUUCAAAGAAAUAUUGCUACAAAUACGGUUGAUUUUAAUGUUGACUACCCAUUGUCUGGAUGUAGUGGCAAGAAACAAACGAAAGAAAUGGCUGUUAACACCUCACACAAUUCUUCAACUUCAGAGCAACACUCUUUCCAUGAAGAAGGGAUUUGGCCUCAUACCCCAUCUCCUACAAUAGAUAAAAGCAUGCAGCAAAUGGCCUGUGAUAACACUAGAAAUAUAAAUAUUUUUUCUUCUACACCACAUCAUAAGGACCAGAGUGAAAAUCAAGAUAUAAGAAAAGAUAGAAGGAUUACAAACAGCAAUUUGGUGCCAAGCCAUAAAACAACUAGGCAUAUUUCAAGUCCUCAGGGAGUUGAAGAAAUCAAACAAGUCUCAUCAUCUACCCUGGAAAUCCACCAUCCUCCCCAGAAUUUUAUAUCAUCUCAGCAAGAAAAUCAGUUUGCUUCAUCAAAUAAUACUUUCUCCAAUGCUACAAAUAAAGAAGAAGCAUCUUGUGGGCCACUGACAACUACUUCCAUUGCAAAUUUCAGACAAAUGAAUAAGGAGUCAAGUGAAAAAAUCCUUGAACAUUACUUGGAUAAACAAAAGGAAGAAAAGGAGAUUCUUUCCCUGCUAUCCCCAAGUGAAAUAAAACAUCCGUCAAUGCAGACGGCAGUAAUCCCGGUAAUUGAUCCGGUUGACCGCGAACCUCAGGAUACCAAUAACGUUCAAAACUAUAUCCAGGAGUUACAGUCCAAUACCACUGUAGUUGACGAAGUCACACAGUUGGUUCCUGCCUCUCUGUCUCCUAAUAAGAUGAAGCCUUUUCGUUUAGACUCUGAUUCUGAUUGUGCCGACGAUCCGAUUUCUGGUCCGCUGAGUGGCAAAAAUGUAGGAGAUGAUGAUUCUGACUCAUUUUGGAAUUGAGCAAAUGAGGCUAAUUUAUUUCACCGAUUCCCAUAAUAUCAUUGUAUUUUUAGCUUGCAAAUACAUUUAAAAUAUGAAGCACCA
Molecule: messenger RNA, 1307 nt
Organism: Daphnia magna
Lineage: Eukaryota; Metazoa; Arthropoda; Branchiopoda; Diplostraca; Daphniidae
Exons: 1
Coding region: 87-1223 (378 amino acids)
Source: RefSeq, a predicted model, not a curated record